GCAUGGCAACGGUAAUGGCAAGGUACAUGUUGGCUGUCUUAUUUUCCAUGAUAGUGAUUUCUGUAGAUUUCGGAUAUGCGAAGUUUGAUCCUAUAGCUUUUACAAUUACAAUGGACAAACCUCACAAUUAUUCACAAGCAACAACGUUAUCUUACCCCGUAACCAUCACAAGUCACAUGAAAACCAAUUCUGUGUCGAAUGGUGUGUUCACAAGCAUUGUGGAUGGAAUAUUCACAUGUCAAGUAUACUCAACGGCUUUCAGGAAUGGCAAAAUAUUCCUUGAUAUUAUGCAUAAUGAUGUAACAGUUGCAUCAAUAUAUGCUCACAUGAAAGACAGUCAUUCUAGUGGCGGAAAUGUUGUUGUGCUUCAUUUGGCAAAAGAUGACACGGUGAAGGUGAAAACAAGACCAAAUCAAAAUGUUUCCGUAUUCGGAUAUGAACAAUAUGACACGUUUACUUGCAGUCAGGUUGGAUCAGAAUCAUUGACACUGAACCAAACGUCAAUACCAGCAUUUUCUGUUGUAUCUGACCGCACCCAAAAAGUGAACGGGGGAACGCCUAUAAAGUACGAUGUUAAAUUGCUAGACGUGACAAACGCUUUCGACGUAAAAAGUAGCAUAUUUACAACCCCUUUGGCUGGUAUCUAUAUAUUUCACUUUUACGGGCUUUCUAUGCAACACGAGGAACUUUGGCAUGACAUGUUCGUAAAUGAAGAAUAUAUAUGUUCAGCUAGAAGUAAGACAAACUACGAAUGGUCAUCAACUGGGAACACUGUUAUUUUACAUUUACGAAGUAAAGAUAAUGUGACAAUAAAGGCCCACGUAGAUACCGAUAGUUACCUGUUUGGCAAUGAUAAUCAAAUAUUUACCUCUUUCUCUGGUGUACAAAUAAUUACGGAUUACGACGCUCAGUCUCCAGAUAUAUAUCCUGUAGUGGCUUUUUCAGUCGGGUUGGCGAAAAACGUGACGAUUAAAUCCGGUCAGAAUAUAACGUUUGAUAAAGUAUUCAUUAACUAUGGAAACGCAUUCAACAUGACGUCCGGAUUAUUUAUCCCGCCUGUGACAGGAGUGUAUAUGUUUAACUAUCAUUUUAGAGGCAAAUACCCAGAGAAACCUAUAUAUCUAAAAUUAUUGCAUAAUGAAAGAAUCAUUGGUGGACUAUACAGCGAGGCUUACGGACUUCAUUCGACAGUAGGUAAUGCUGUUGUUCUCAAUCUGAUUGGUGGUGAUGCCUUAAGAUUUAUAUCAAUGGACAACAUCAGUCUGUAUGGACAUCCUUCUGAAAUACACUGUAUAUUUUCAGGUUAUUUGCUCCACAGCGUAAAUCCAGCAGAAAUCAUUGUUGGAAAAUAAAACACAUAUAAGUUAACUGUUUGUGAUUACUGACGUAAUUUGGUUUAAUUAGGUUGCUUUGCUAAUUAACUUAAACUGCACCAAAUAUGUCUAUU
Ruditapes philippinarum (Manila clam) is the source of this 1447-nucleotide messenger RNA. RefSeq lists its product as uncharacterized. The transcript has 7 exons. The record is from RefSeq and is a predicted model, not a curated record. Gene Ontology annotation, molecular function: protein binding. Bases 3 to 1352 code for a protein of 449 amino acids. Lineage: Eukaryota; Metazoa; Mollusca; Bivalvia; Venerida; Veneridae.